UGAUACUUUGUGUAAGAAGCCCACCCUCGCUUAUCUUUGAAAGAAACACAAAAAGUAGCGCGGAGAGAAAAGCCGCAGGCAUCUACAGAAUUUCGGGCCAAGGAAAGGAAAACAAACACUGUUUUCUCUGGAGAGCAGAGGAGAUUUAAGGAUUGCUUUCUCCUGGCGCUUGAAAACCAAUUUCUCGCCCGCUCUCCCUUGCUUCAAGUUUAAGGAAACACGAGAACCGGAAAGCCAGACGUGCUCCCUAGAGCGGGCGGGCCGACGAAAGUCUAGAGAGACUGGCCGGUAACUUCCAACUAUUUAGCCCGCUGGUCUCCGAAAGAGAAGCAAAAAAGAACGAGGGAAGGAAGGGGAAGGGGGACAAUUUUUUGCGCUUCGCUUGAGAAUGAGUCCGCCGCCUGCCCCGCGCGUUGAUAGAGCCGCGGGACGAGCCUGGAGGAGCCCCGCGUGGAAGUCGCGUCGCUGAUGAGGGGCUGAGCCACCGAGAGAAAGGAGAAGAAGAAGAAGAAGGGGGCGAGUAGGAGGGAGCCCGCUCGACACGACUGACUGACUGACUCUCCUGCCUGCCCGUCUUUCAGGUCCUUUCCCCCGCCCCUGUUCGUUCGCUUUGCUGGGAAGUGACCCUCUCCUUGUUGCCUCGCGGACAAGGGUGUAUCUUGCCUCACGCCCCUUCCCCUCAGCUCCCAACCGACCCCCCCCCCCGGGCACAAUUUCAAAAGCUUCCGUUUACAAGCGGAGCUGCACGCAGCGCUCCUCUUCCCUCGCUCUCCGCCCCGUCCUCGAAUUGCAUCGCACUUAAUAUCCUUUCUCUCUCUCUCUCCGCCCCGUUGCAUUUUCCAUAUUCCUGGACUCCUUUUGACUCCCAAUCUUUCUUCGCAAUGGCUGAACCCCGGACUUUGAUUCGGUGGUGCCUCCGGCCCUCGUUACCCCUCACCCCGCCUUUCCCCAGGACUCCAUGUGCUUAAUCCGACAAUCUCUCUGCCAACUCUCACUGGCGCUUCCGGGGGUGGGGUGGGGUGGGGGGAAUAAUUGACCACCCCAAACACUCUCUCCUUCCAGAAGGCGCAAGUUCCCCUUUCCAAAAUAUUUUUGUCCUUUCAGCCUUGCUGCGUUAUGAGGUCUUUUCUUGGAUUACUCUCCCAAGUUUCCUGCUGGAACAAGAAGAGGCAGCUGUGGCUGCUGCUUUUCGUUUCUUGGUCGUCUUGUAAAGUUUUGGGGGUUUUUUUUAUUUGGAAUUAAAUGAAGCUUGGGAUGUUUUUCUUUCUUUUGGACCUGCCUGAGGAAACGGGGAACGUACCGGAUGAGUGGAGAUCUUGGUAAAACCUUUCCUUUUUGUGAGAAUGCCAAAUUAUUUGAAUUAUUAAAAAGUCGAAAGAGAGAAGUAUUCAGAGCAGUUGAUACCGGAACUCGGGUUUUGAGUGGAUUUAUGAAGAUUCAUGACAAGCUGAAAUAAAUAGUUCUAGAACGAUUUCUCCUUCCCUUUCCCUGCGGAUUUCUACAAGUGGAGAAAUAGCGUUAUAGGAUGACAUCACGUGUGGACCCCAGGAUUAAACAAGCAUUACGGAAAAAACCAUCAGAAAGAACUCAAGAGGAAUUAAAUAUUAUAUAUUACUAUCUUCAUGGAAUGGACAUACUGUCAAAUCUCAGAGAACAUCAGUUAAGAAUUAUGACUUCAAAUGCACGUUACAAAAGGUACGAAGGAAAUCAGGUUCUGUUCUGUUCGGACACUAUUGCAAGAUGCUGGUAUAUUCUUCUUUCUGGAUCUGUGCUUAUGAAGGACUCUAUGUUUUUGCCACCUUGCAGUUUUGGCAAGCAAUCUGGAGGAAAACGAGGUUGCGAGUGUAUUGUACUGGAGCCUUCUGAAAUGAUUGUGGUGGAGAAUGCGAAAGAAAAUGAGGACAAUAUCUUGCAACGGGAAGGGCCCCGCCGACAAUCUCGGCGGAGAUUUAGGAAAAUUAACCUGAAGGGAGAACGGCAGACCAUCACAGACAAUGUGGAUGUUAGCAGCUACCUGUCACUUCCAGCAGACCUUACCAAAAUGCACCUAGCAGAUGGUCAACAUGCGCAAGUCACACAUGUCCCUUCAAGCCAGUCUGGCUGCAGCAUUGCCAGUGAUUCUGGGAGCAGCAGUUUAUCUGACAUCUACCAGGCUACUGAAAGUGAAAUGGGAGAUGUAGACUUAACUGGGCUCCCAGAGGCACCAGUGGAUUCUGAAGAAGAAGAAGAAGAAGAUGAAGACAUUGACAGAACUUCAGAUCCACUGCUAGGUCGAGAUGUUGUACGGGAGUGCCUUGAAAAAGAGCCAGCUGACAAAACAGAUGAUGAUAUUGAACAACUACUGGAAUUUAUGCAUCAGCUUCCAGCAUUUGCUAACAUGACUAUGUCUGUAAGAAGAGAACUCUGCUCAGUGAUGAUAUUUGAAGUAGUAGAGCAAGCAGGAACCAUCAUCCUUGAAGAUGGGCAAGAACUUGAUUCUUGGUAUGUAAUUUUAAAUGGAACAGUGGAGAUCAGCCAUCCUGAUGGAAAAACAGAAAGUCUCUGUAUGGGAAAUAGUUUUGGAAUUACCCCCUCACUGGAAAAGCAAUACAUGAAUGGCGUGGUUAGGACCAAAGUAGAUGACUGCCAGUUUGUCUGUAUAGCUCAGCAGGACUACUGGAGAAUUCUAAACCAUGUUGAAAAAAAUACGCACAAAGUUGAAGAAGAAGGAGAAAUUGUUAUGGUGAAGGAGCACAGGGAGCUGGACCGUAGUGGAACCAGAAAAGGACACAUAGUCAUUAAGGCAACACCUGAACGGCUCAUCAUGCAUUUAAUAGAAGAACACUCUAUUGUGGAUCCAACAUACAUCGAAGAUUUUCUCUUAACAUACAGGACAUUUCUAUCAAGCUCUCUAGAAGUUGGAGGCAAACUCUUAGAGUGGUUUCAAGUAGACAAUCUCAGGGACAAGGUUACUCGAGUUGUACUAUUAUGGGUAAACAACCAUUUUAAUGACUUUGAAGGAGAUCCGGCAAUGACACGUUUUUUGGAAGAAUUUGAAAAAAACUUGGAAAAUGCAAAAAUGAAGGGGCACCUUCGGUUACUAAACAUCGCCUGCGCUGCCAAGGCAAAAUGGAGACAGAUUACAUUGCAGAAACCUUCCAGAGACUCUCCACUUUUCUUCAGCCUGCUUGAAGGAAGCGAUAAAGGUUUUGGCAUUUUUGUAGAGACAGUGGAAUCAGGAAGCAAAGCAGCAGAAGCUGGGCUUAAACGCGGUGACCAGGUAAUGGAAGUCAAUGGGCAAAACUUUGAGAACAUUACUUUUGCAAAAGCUAUGGAAAUACUGAAGAACAAUACUCAUCUUUCUAUUACUGUAAAAACAAACAUUUUUGUGUUCAAAGAACUGCUUAGCAGGAUUGGCCAGGAGAAGAAUGGAGUCCCACAUAUUCCCAAAAUUGCAGAAAAGAAAAAUAAUCGCUAUUCUAUCCCAGAUAUUCCUGGGGAUGUAGAACAGAUGUUUCCACGUGAGAAAGGAAGCAAGAAAAUGAAAGCAAAUACUGUGUCCGGUGGGAGAAACAGAAUCAAGAAAAUUUUAGAUAAGACACGAUUCAGUAUCUUACCUCCAAAAUUAUUCAGUGAUGGAAAUGUAAGCCAGUCACAGGACGACAGUAUUGUAGGCACCAGACAGUGCAGACACAGUGUGGCAAUUAUGCCUAUUCCCGGCACACUGUCAUCCAGCAGUCCAGACCUCUUGCAGCCUACAACCAGCAUGUUGGAUUUCUCUAAUCCAUCAGAUAUUCCGGAUCAGGUUAUAAGAGUUUUCAAAGCAGAUCAACAGAGCUGCUACAUUAUCAUCAGCAAAGACACUACAGCAAAAGAAGUUGUAAAACAUGCAGUGCAGGAAUUCAAUCUGUCAGGAGCGCCGGACACCUAUUCUCUGUGUGAAGUUUCUGUGAGUCCUGAAGGAGUCAUCAAGCAGAGAAGGCUUCCUGAUCAGUUCUCAAAGUUAGCAGACAGAAUUCAACUCAAUGGGAGAUAUUAUCUGAAAAAUAAUAUGGAGACAGAGACUCUGUGCUCAGAUGAAGAUGCUCAAGAACUGCUUCGAGAAAGCCAGAUAUCCCUUCUACAACUGAGUACCAUUGAGGUGGCUACUCAGUUAUCAAUGAGAGAUUUUGAAUUAUUUCGGAACAUUGAGCCUACUGAAUACAUUGAUGAUCUAUUUAAACUUGAAUCUAAAACAGGAAAUGCUAACCUGAAACAGUUUGAGGAUGUGAUUAAUCAAGAGACAUUUUGGGUUGCCACAGAAAUUUUAUCAGAGUCAAACCAACUCAAAAGGAUGAAGAUUGUAAAACAUUUCAUUAAAAUUGCUCUCCAUUGUCGAGAGUGCAAGAACUUCAACUCUAUGUUUGCUGUUAUAAGUGGUCUUAAUCUGGCACCAGUUGCUCGACUCAGAGGAACAUGGGAAAAGUUACCAAGCAAAUAUGAAAAGCACCUUAGAGACCUUCAAGAUCUUUUUGAUCCCUCAAGAAACAUGGCAAAGUAUCGCAACAUCCUUAGCAGUCAGAGCAUGCAGCCUCCAAUUAUUCCACUCUUCCCUGUUGUCAAGAAAGAUAUUACAUUUCUGCAUGAAGGAAAUGAUUCAAAGGUGGAUGGCUUGGUAAAUUUUGAGAAACUCCGAAUGAUUGCCAAAGAGAUUCGUCAAGUCAUCAGAAUGACCUCUGCUAACAUGGAUCCAGCUGUAAUGUUCAGGCAAAGGAAGAAGAGGUGGAGGAGUUUGGGAUCAUUGAGCCAGGGCAGCACAAACUCAAACAUGUUGGAUGUACAAGGAGGCGCUCACAAAAAACGUGCCCGGCGCAGCUCUCUUCUAAAUGCCAAGAAGCUGUAUGAGGAUGCUCAGAUGGCCAGGAAGGUUAAACAAUACCUGUCUAAUUUGAAAGUGGAAACAGAUGAAGAAAAGUUCCAAGGAAUGUCACUUCAGUGUGAACCUGCAUAUAGCACUUUGACAAAAAAUAUAAAUGAAAGACGAGGAGCAAAAGUUUCAGAAAUGUCUCCAAUACCAUUGAGAUCUGUUGGUCAAACUGCAAAAACUCACCUUCAUCAACAAAAUAGAAUGAGUCAAGUUCUUCAAGUUCCAGCUGUUAAUUUGUACCCUAUAAGAAAAAAAGGACCUGCAAAGGAUCAUGUUACUUUCAGUGCAGGAUCUCCUCAGAAGUCGAUGAGUUUAUGUGAAGAAGUAAACAAUAAAAAACAAGCAGAAGAUAAUGUAUCUAUGGCGUCGUCUUUGCAUUCCAGUCUCCCUGCUUCUCCUCAGGGCUCUCCACGCAAAGCAAGUAACCCCCAGAGAUCAGAUAACUGCAACCAGAUUAAUCUCUCUGGCUCUUCUUCGUCACUUGCUAGUGAAACCAGCAACAAGAACAGUGGACAACGCAGCUAUGGAAUAGGCUAUGCCCUCAUACCGUCUGCCAAAUCUGAGAAUUUCUCAGAUUCUAGUCACAGUGAGAUCUCUUCACGGUCCAGCAUUGUAAGCAACUGUUCAGCUGACUCGAUGUCUGCAGCCCUUCAGGAUGAGAGAUGCUUGCCUCAGGCCAUUGUGGUAGAUUUAGGAGGAACAGCAGAAAGGAAAGAGCAUCGUCAACCCUCCUUGGAAUAUAGCCAGCCUUGCACUGGCUGGCCACUGUCCAGACCUCCAGUGAUCCGAGGACUGCCUGUCUCAUCUUCCAUGAGUACUGAGGAGAUCUCCCAUGAGCACAUUAUGAUAGAAGCAGCAGACAGUGGUCGUGGAAGCUGGACUUCUUGCUCCAGUAGUUCUCAUGAUAAUUUCCAAACCAUCCAGAACCAGAAGGGAUGGGAUCUCUUAAACUCUUACCGUCACACUCAUUUAGAAAGAGCCAUUGCUGAAGUAGAGCCUUCAAGCUGCUGUCCUGAAGAGGCCCAUUUGCAGUCCAGUGCCCAUUCAAAUAGUAGCAGGCAGUCAAAAGCUGGCAUGGACUUUGACCAAUCCCGGCAGAGCUGGGCUUCCUCGAGUUCUCUCUCCGACACCUAUGAAGCAAACUAUGGGACAAUAAAACGAAGGGGACUCGACAGCCCAACAGCAGACCAGACUGAAGUUUUGGACUCCAAAUCAGGCAGUGAUGCGGCUUACAAAACUAUCACUUCAAGUACAGAGAGAGGCCUCAUAGUGUACUGUGUCACCUCAUCUAAGGAGGACAAUAGGUAUAGGGAGCCACCGCCCACCCCGCCAGGAUAUAUGGGCAUUUCUUUAGCGGACUUAAAAGAAGGAUCACCUCACCACCCACACUUAAAACCUCCUGACUAUAGCGUGGCGGUACAGAGGUCAAAGAUGCUGCAUAGCAAGCUCUCUAGGCUCUCAUCUGCUCCUCUGAGUAGUGAACCAGUGGCCUGUUUUCCAAAGAAGAUGCCUCAGUGGCAUAGCCGGCAGCCGUCCCAUCCUAAGCUAGCUGAUAUGACUGACGCAAAUAGUGAAGAGGACGAAGAUGAACAAGUAUCGGCAGUCUAGCCUUUGUGCUUCCUGCAACAAUUUCUUCAAGUCACAGUAAAAGGAAGGAUCCAUACAAUCCUGUUAGCUGUAGCUGACAGCUUGCUGCUAUUGACUUCAAUGUUGCAUUUGCCUCUAUAAUAAACAAAUGAUGGGCUCUUUUUAGUCUACAGUGGUCCUCUCUAUGGUAUCAGAACCUAUUUAUGCGGGGGAAAAGAGACAGAUAUUUCCAAGGAAUACUGACCCUGUAAUGGCAGAAAGCAGAAUCGCAGACAGACCUUUUAAUGGUUGGGGCCACCUGCCACUUGGAAGCUUUCUUCGAUAGAAAAUCCUAGAAUCUUUUGGUAGACCACUCAGAUAUUUUCUAUACCAUUACUGCUCUCAGUCGAUGAAUGUUAUUUUAUGUGCGUAUGGAAGAAACUGCAAAGCUACAGCAAAACCAAGGGAACUUCUGCAACAAUCUGAAGAGUAAUUUAUUAAUUUGGAGUUUAUAUAAAGUUUUUGUUUGUUUGUACAUGUAUUUGGAAUGCUCUGGUUGGCUAAUGUGAAUGCUUUUAUAAAGAAAAUAAGGUAACAAAUUAUCUUGGUGUUAACAGUAUGUCUUAUGCUAGCAAAACACUUUUGACUUCUGAGGAGGAACUGGAUGUUCAUGAGUGCAGCUAGAGGUUUACACACAAUGCAACUUAAACCUCUUUUGUGAAAUGCCAACCCCUUGAGGUGCAUAUUUAAAGUGUGUAUUGAUGUACAUACAGUAGUGAAAUGCUGCCACCUAUUGGUCCUGUAUUUUAAAACUGGCAAAGUACACGUGACCAUCCUUUUAACUAUCCAAUUGCCU
This is a messenger RNA of Heteronotia binoei (common prickly gecko), 7307 nucleotides long. RefSeq names its product Rap guanine nucleotide exchange factor 6 (gene RAPGEF6). Gene Ontology annotation, biological process: small GTPase-mediated signal transduction; positive regulation of ERK1 and ERK2 cascade. The transcript is spliced from 30 exons. Lineage: Eukaryota; Metazoa; Chordata; Lepidosauria; Squamata; Gekkonidae. The record is from RefSeq and is a predicted model, not a curated record. Bases 1526 to 6493 code for a protein of 1655 amino acids. Gene Ontology annotation, molecular function: protein binding; guanyl-nucleotide exchange factor activity.